This is a messenger RNA of Nerophis lumbriciformis (worm pipefish), 1802 nucleotides long. It is a transcript of the gene sgms2a, whose product is annotated as sphingomyelin synthase 2a. Gene Ontology annotation, biological process: ceramide biosynthetic process; sphingomyelin biosynthetic process. The record is from RefSeq and is a predicted model, not a curated record. Gene Ontology annotation, molecular function: ceramide cholinephosphotransferase activity; sphingomyelin synthase activity. Gene Ontology annotation, cellular component: endoplasmic reticulum membrane; plasma membrane; Golgi membrane. Lineage: Eukaryota; Metazoa; Chordata; Actinopteri; Syngnathiformes; Syngnathidae.
AUCACAAAGACCGUGGCGCUGCUUCAAAGCCUCUGUGACAUCCCCAAAACGACGAGCACAUGAAGCCCCGCAGCACAAACACGCCGAUGGCCGCCCCGCGCCAAUAAAGCAGACGGCUACGUGCGCACACAACCCAGCAGUUGACAAGAGCGGAGCAGAUGAUCUGCAUAAGAGGAGGAGACCGCGGAACUUGUGGCUCAGGUCCUCUUCCAGAGACCUGGGAGCUCCAAGGUUCUGCACAGGAUCAUAGCUGUUCCCAAUACUGGACUCUUCCAGACGGACACGUCAGAUGUCGUUUCUGGUGUCUGCAGGAGCCAUCCAUCUAGAUCGGGGGUUAGUUCCACAUCCCGACCAAGGGCGAUCGAUAACAUCCAGCCCCGCAGCCUCCAUCCAGAGGGAAUCCAACCGUGAAUGGACACAGCCAGAGGCCAUGGCGUCGCAGGAGGCUAGUCUCAACCCCGAAAUAGAAGCAGGCAACGGGCACGGCGGCAAUAAGACCUGUGCCGUCCACACCCCCGUCGCCGGAGACACCAAGCGGGGCUUUCGUAAAAACAGACAAAACGACUACGUGAAGAUUUCCAUGAAGGAGCUCGACGCCAACCGAUUGCCGUCAGAGUGGUGGAAGACCACGCUUCUGUUCUUCUACGCCGCCUUCAGUCUGGUCAUGACCACGGUGGUCAUCACAGUGGUCCACGAGAGGGUCCCGCCUAAAGAGAACAUCCCGCCGCUCCCUGACACUUUCUUUGAGUAUAUUGACCGGGUCAAGUGGGCCUUCACGGUGACGGAGGUCAAUGGCAUUGUCCUGGUGACCAUUUGGUUCAUACAGCUCUUCUUCCUCAACUACAAGUCCAUCGUAUGCAGACGCUACUUCUUCCUGGUGGGCACCUUGUACUUCUACCGCUGUAUCACCAUGUACAUCACCAUCCUGCCUGUCCCUGGCAUGCACAUGAGCUGCGCGCCCAAGCUGUACGGAGACUCUUACGCAAAGUUCCAGAGAAUUCUGCGGCUGAUUUCCGGCGCCGGCCUGUCUAUUACCAAGUCCCACAUCAUGUGCGGAGACUUCCUGUUCAGCGGCCACACCGUGAUGCUCACCCUCACCUACCUGUUCAUCAAGGAAUACUCUCCUCGGUCGUUCUGGUGGUACCAUCUGAUGUGCUGGCUGCUGAGUGCGGUGGGCGUGGUCUGCAUCCUGGUGGCGCACGAGCAUUACAGCGUGGACGUGGUGGUGGCCUAUUUUAUCACAACGCGUCUCUUCUGGUGGUACCACACCAUGGCCAACACACAGUGUCAGUGCUGCCCCAACAAGUACCUAACCAGCGCCUGGUGGAACCCCCUGUUCAACUUGAUGGAGAGGAACGUGCACACGCCCGUGCCGUGCGUGUACGGCUGGCCCGUCAGCUGGGCCCCCGCUUGCCUGAAGAACCCCUGUAAGAAAUACUCCAUAGUACAGAGCACACGGGACGAGUGACCGUUCGUUCCGGUGUUUGACGAGGUUUUUAAACGAACAAACGUGCCUGGAAAGGAUUCAUCGCGCUUUGUCUGUCAAGUCUGUCUAUUGCUGUAAUUUAUCUUUUUCUGUGUACAACUGAUACUCGUGCCAGCCAGCACCUUCUAGAACCAACUACACUACCAAAUUUGUUAUCGAAUGACCUCGUUAUCAGUGUCACAAGGUGCCUUAGUGGGUUCAGCGUCAUUAUGUGUACCAAAACUGCCUUGAAAAGUCACUCCAAACUAGUAUUAUUAAUCAUUUCAGAACCCCUCGGUAUGUGUGUUUCAUCCAUAAAUUGUAUUAAACUGGAUUA